This is a messenger RNA of Dromiciops gliroides (monito del monte), 4666 nucleotides long. It is a transcript of the gene SEMA4G, whose product is annotated as semaphorin 4G. Gene Ontology annotation, molecular function: semaphorin receptor binding; chemorepellent activity. Bases 502 to 3027 code for a protein of 841 amino acids. Gene Ontology annotation, biological process: semaphorin-plexin signaling pathway; neural crest cell migration; negative chemotaxis. The record is from RefSeq and is a predicted model, not a curated record. The transcript has 17 exons. NCBI's taxonomy places the organism in Eukaryota, Metazoa, Chordata, Mammalia, Microbiotheria, Microbiotheriidae.
GGCCCCGCCCCCUCCGGGCCAGGGCUGUGCAGCUGGAGCUGUAGUGUCCGUGUCGCUAUGGACCCGGAUCUAGGACCCGAAAGGUCUCCAUCUGGGAACCUCCCAGCCCUCCAUCAAAGAGGACUAGAGGCCCUAAGUCUGCUCUUUGUAUAGAGGCAGGCUGUCCCUGUGUCUGGAGUGGACUCCAUUCUUAUCUCUUUCUGUUGAAGCCCUCCUUUGGCUUCAUGGCCCAUCUCAGGUGCUGCCUUCUCCAUGAAGCCUUUGCUGAAUCCCCACACCCACCAGGAUCGUAGAAAGCCAGGACACACCAUAGAAAGCCAGGACACACCUGAAUGUGACCACGACUCCCAGGGCCCCAAUUUCCCCGGACUGAGACCCCUUAUGAUUUUGUGACACCGUCUCCCUGCCACUGGCUUCCCCUUUACUCUUUCCCCAGUCCCCUACUCAGGAGGCUCCUGGGGGCUCUCUUGGGUCUGAGCUAUCCUUGGGUGCCCUAGGAAGAUGUGGGAGGGGCUUGGGCCCCUCCUUCUGUGCCUCCUUAUGGUUUCUUCUGCCCCUGGGCCCCCAUCACGGAGACCGGCCAGAGAGCUGGAUGCCACGCCAAGGACAACUAUCCCUUAUGAAGAGCUCUCCGAGGCCCGACACUUUGGGGGUCAUGCCCACAAUUAUUCUACACUGCUGCUGGAGGAGGCAUCAGGGAGGCUGCUUGUAGGGGCACGGGGGGCCUUGUUCUCUCUUAAUGCCCAAGACAUCGGAGAUGGAACCCACCGUGAGAUCCGAUGGGAAGCAUCCCCAGAGACUCAGAGUGAAUGUGUCCGGAAGGGAAGAAAUAACCAGACUGAGUGCUUCAACCAUGUCCGGUUCCUGCAGCGUCUGAAUGCGACGCAUCUCUAUGCUUGUGGGACUCAUGCCUUCCAGCCACUCUGUGCUGUCAUCGAUUCUGAAGCCUUCACUUUACCUCCUAGCUUUGAGGAGGGCAAGGAAAAGUGUCCCUAUGACCCAGCCAGGGGCUACACAGGGCUGAUCGUUGAUGGUGGCCUCUACACUGCCACAAGAUAUGAGUUCCGGAGCAUACCUGACAUUCGUCGCAGCCGUCACCCCCGAUCCCUACGAACUGAGGAGUCCCCCCUCCACUGGCUCAAUGAUGCAGAGUUUGUAUUUUCCGUCCUCAUCCGGGAAAGUGAGGCCAGCACUGUGGGAGAUGACGACAAAGUCUAUUAUUUCUUCACGGAGCGUGCCACAGAGGAAGGUAGUGGCUUCUCCCAGAGCCGGGGCCACCGGGUAGCCCGUGUAGCCCGCGUUUGCAAGGGUGACCUCGGUGGGAAGAAAAUCCUACAGAAGAAGUGGACAUCUUUUCUGAAGGCCCGACUGGCUUGUCACAUCCCCUUAUACGAGACCCUGCGUAGCGUCUGUAGCCUGGAUGGAGGUUCCUGGGCCCACACACGCUUCUAUGCAGCAUUUAGCCUGGCUGCUCAGUGGAGGACCCUAGAGGCCUCAGCCGUUUGUCGUUAUGACCUGUCUGAUGUUCAGGCAUCCUUCUCUGGCCCCUACAUGGAAUACCAGGAUGGUACACGUCGCUGGGGUCGCUAUGAUGGGGCUGUGCCAGAGCCCCGGCCAGGCUCGUGUAUCACAGAUGGCCUCCGAAGGCGGGGCUACAACUCCUCUCAGGACCUGCCCUCCCCUGUCCUGGACUUUGUGAAGUUGCACCCACUCAUGGCUCGGGGUGUGGGGCCAGCCCGGGGGCGGCCCCUCCUGCUGAAGCGGAACGUUCGAUAUACUCGGCUCGUGGGGACCCCUGUCACUGUGCCAGCUGGCCCGACUUACGAUGUGCUCUUCCUGGGGACAGCUGAUGGCUGGAUCCACAAAGCUGUGGUCUUAAGCCUUGGCAUGCACAUUAUUGAGGAAGCCCAGGUGUUCAUGGAGCCCCAGCCUGUGGAGAACCUGGUCAUCUCACUUGCCCAGCACAGCCUAUACGUGGGGGCCCCUAAUGGGCUUGUCCAGAUGCCACUGUCCCGCUGCUCCAGGUAUAGCUCCUGUUACGAUUGUAUCCUGGCCCGGGACCCCUACUGUGGCUGGGAUCCCGGCAUCCGGGCCUGCCAGGAAGCCACUGUGGUGGCCAACAGGACAGCUCUGAUACAGGACAUGGAAAGAGGCAAUCGUGGCUGUGAGGACAGCACGGAUGCAGAACCACAUCUGCCAGCCAGGAACCGAUCUGUGCUGAGGGGGGAUGAUGUGCUCCUACCCUGUGACCAGCCAUCCAAUCUGGCCCGGGCCUCCUGGCUCCUCAAUGGCAGUCGGAUGCUGAUGGAUGGGAGGGAUGGCUACCGUGUGGGUGUGGAUGGCUUACUGGUGAUGGACACCCGGCCGGAGCACAGCGGUCACUACAGCUGCUUCGCAGAGGAGAACGGGCUCCGUACCCUGCUGGCCUCCUACGGCCUCACGGUGCAGCGAGCCCUCCCCGCCCCCGCCCCAGUGGCCCCAGGCCCCCAGCCCCCAGCCCCCGGCGCCCGCCUCUCCGCAGACGUUCGGCUCCUCUACGUGUUGAUCAUCGCAGCCCUGGGCAGCCUCUGCCUCGUUCUGGCUUCCAUGCUUCUCUAUGUCGCCUGCCUUCGAGGCAGUGGCCACCGACGCAAGUAUUCACUGGCCAGGGGCACUGGCCGGGCAGGGGGCUCUGCUGUCCAACUGCAGACGGUCUCCGGUCAGUGCCCUGGGGAGGAGGAUGAAGGGGAAGAGGGGACAGAUGGGGCCAGAGGACCUGAGGGCGGUGGCCUCCGGAUAAUUCCCGGGGAGGGUACCCCAGCCCCUCCUCCUCCCCCACCCCCUCCGCCCCCUACCGAGCUCUCCAAUGGGCUGGCUGCGCUGCCCAGCCGUCUGAGGAGGAUGAACGGUAACAGUUAUGUGUUACUGCAGCAGAGCGAGGACCGAGCACCUACUCUCCCUUGCUCCUUCACGGAGGAGCUCAGCCGAAUUCUGGAGAAACGGAAGCACACACAGCUGGUGGAGAGGCUGGAUGAGAGCUCUGUCUAAGCCACCCUCCCCAUUUACCCUGGGCUCUAGCCUUGGCCUCCUGGCCUAGGCCCUUCCUCUCCCUCCCCCAGCCCCACCUGCCGUCCAGACCCUGACUCGUCCUCUCCAGCCUCCGUUCAAGCAGCUCCUUUAGCCGUUAGCCUUCUGGGCCUUAGCCCUGCCCUUCACCCCCUCCUAGAGGGGUCCAGGCCAUCCUUGCCCUGUACCACAUAGCAGAACAUCUUUCCAUGUCCCUCUUGAGACCACUCCAAAAUGAGUGAAUGGGCCAUUGGUCAGGGGUCUAGGCCCCCAGGCCUUCAGCCUUCCCUCAACCACCCUUUGCAGAACCUGUGACCUCAGAGUGAGCUACAGAGAGGUAGGUCUGCUUGUGGAGCACCAACCGCCCCCUAAUUCCUAAGAAACUGGGUGGGAGGUAGCUGGAAUUCUACGACUUCCUUCUUCCCCCAGGCUGGGCAGUUGGCAUGCAGACAGGGCCUCUUGCCCGGUGACCAUACUGUUUCAGAGAGCCCCUGUCUCUUUCCAGCACUGCAGCUGCAUGUUGGGCUGAGGGCAGAGGGCAGCUGCAGCAGAGUCUCCCAUGUUUGCUGUCUGCUUCCUACCUCCUGCCUCGGUGCUGAGUUCUAAUGGUGACUGGAGAAGUCUGAGACCCUGCUCCCCACAAUGUGCCCAACAGCCCCCUCUGUGCUGGAUAGAAGGUCUAGCAUUCCAACCACCUGAGCAGUGCGAGUGCAUGUUUGUGAGGGAGUGUGCCUGGUGUGCAUGGGUCUGCUUAGGUGAUGCACCCUCCCCUUUUCCCAUAGGUACUUGGAUUAUAUUACUUAUAGUUCAGGGGCACACACACCUUGCCCGAUUCCAUCCAGUUUUCCCCUUCCAACCUCGAUCCUCUGUGAUGACACCCCACGCCCACCCCCUCUCAGGACUUUUAUCUCCAAAUCUGGCACUGAGGAAGCGGCACACAGCUCUCAACUUGUCUUCUCCACGCACACCUCACAUAUCUGCUCAUACCUAGACAUGCUCAUAAACAAGGUUACACACGCACACUCUGAGCCCCCCAGGCCCUGCCAAGAAUGAGAUGGGGGCGGCACUGUCCCUCCCCUCAUUGCCUGGGGUUCCCAACCUGUUUCUGACAUGUUUGGUCCAUGGACAUUUCAUGGGAGUGACUCCCCCCAAGACCAUCUCCCUCCCACUCCCACUGGAACUAUGCAAAGGGUAGGUAGUAGGCAGGCUGGGAGAUGGGAUUCCUUGGUCCUGCCUCUGUCCUACUUCACUGUGGUGCUGUAGGGGUCCUCGGGUCAGUGAAGGUGUGAGACCCCAGGAUGAGGUGGGACAAUCAAAAACCCCUGACUGGGGUUGUUAAUCCUUUUGGACCAGGAUGAUGACUGUUAUCAUUGAUGCUGGGAGACAACCCAAGAGGACCAUGUUUUUACUGCCCUGCAAACAGCACCAUGAGCCCUUCCCUCACCCCAGCCGAAUGUAUUUAUUAUGAGAACCUUGGAAGGGCUCUAUUUUAUUACUAGCCCCCAGGGGGAGGAAAGAGUAGGGCAGAGGACAGAUAGCAGAAGCUCAGCUGGGGAGGGGGUGGGACAUGGGCUCAUCUCCCCACUUCUUUCCUGUUGGUCAGUAAAUAAUGUCCUCUAAA